UACACCAAUGGAUUAUGAUGACAAUGAUUUUCAAGGCCAGAAUCUCCACUUAGCUGGUGAAGGGAGCUCUAAUUUUUCUCCUGUUUUGCGCCCAUAUGCUCUUCCCAAGUUUGAUUUUGAUGACAGCCUCCAGGGGCACCUAAGGUUUGACAGUUUGGUUGAAAACGAGGUUUUUCUUGGUAUCCCAAGUCAGGAAGACAAUCAUUGGAUUGAGGAUUUUUCUCGGGGCAGUAGUGGGAUAGAGUUUAGUCCAAGUGCGGCUGAAUCUUGCUCCAUUUCAAGGCGUAAGAAUGUGUGGUCUGAGGCAACAUCCUCAGAAACUGUUGAAAUGUUAUUAAAAUCUGUUGGGCAGGAAGAUAUGGUCCCUGGAGAAACUAUAAUUGAGGAAGCAGAUGCAGUUGAUGAAUUGGGUAGCUUACCCAAGGAAAUGGAGCCUAAUUUGAAGCAAGAUGAUAGAAUUGAUGAGGUUACAGACUCACAACCUGCAGUACCCCCAGAUGAGUUUGCAGAAAACUUUUCUGGAUUGACCCAGAGUGCUCGAUGCGAGAGACCUGUUGUUGAAUGUACUUCGUUGACUCAAGAGGCAGAACUGUCUGCUUAUGGAAGUUCAAGCGAGUUGGAUCCAAAUGCUGUUAGUGAAAAGGGUGGGUCAUUUGUGAUUCAAGAGAAUUUGGGUAUUGACAGGACAUGCAAUGAUGCAAAGCUAACAAAUGUUGAUAUUUUAGUAACUAAAUCUCUGGUAUCCACAACGCAAGAGGAUUCUGGGAUGCAAAUUAAUAAUGUAGACUCCUCUUUAGAUAAUGUUGUUGGAAGCACGGCGGAGUUGAGUGAUCAGGAAAUCCCCCAUCAGGUAAGUGGUACAACUUUUGAAAACACAAAGGAUUUAUUAAAAGAUACUGAUAAGGGAGUGGAGGAAGACAGUGUUGCUAGUAAAGCAAGCAAUAUGGGUGAUCCUUCUUUGAGGGGAACUGUAGUUGAAUCUUGUACUUACAAUUUGGAUAGUCCUGUUUGUGUUGCGUCAAAGGUGGAAUGUGGAGAAGACCAUGCAUUGGGAACUGGUAUCACUAAUUUGGAGGACCCUUCCAAUUUGGUAACAAAGGGUAGUGAUGCCCUCAAGACAGCUGAAGCUUGCAAUGAGGAUGUAUGCCCCACAAACCCUGAUGAGGGCAUCGAGUGUAAAGUAAUUGUUCAUUCUGAAGGCAAGGAGGUUAGUCAGCAGGAGUCUCUUUUUGGAAGUGAUAGCCAGAUGAAUAGAGGGGCUUCAGUUGGUGGUCCCGAGGCAGUUUUGUUGCCUGUAGUGGAGAAUGAACCUUUUAGACAGGGUGAUGGAAGCAGCGCAAAUCGUUUGGGUGAUCUUGCUAGCUUCACAGCGGCAUGUUCUUUGGGCGAAGUGCUCAAGGGAAAAUCUGGUUUUGAAAACUCAAAAGGAGGCAAUGAUGCUUCUGGAGUCCACCAAAAGGACCUGAAUUCUGUAGAUUCUGACUUGUCACCUGUUCUUGAUGAAUCCAUUCAGAUGUACAAAGAGAAUGCUUUCUCUGAGCAGGAUGAGGCUAGAAACAAUGACAGAGCUGCCCCUUCUCAUGAAAAUAUGAAUGCAAAGGUGUCUGUUGAACCUAGUUAUGUAAAAUGUGAGAUUAUUGGAUCUCUUGACAUUGACAAGACGGUUGGAUCCUUGUCCACUGGUAAAUGUAUCAGAAAAGAUGUAUUUAACUCUGAUGUAUUUGAAUUUGAUAAUAUGUCUGAGAAGAGACCAGCAUUGGAAGAUACUUGCUCGGCAUCCUGCGGCAUUUUGGAUGAUGUGUCCUUACUUUCUGGGAAUGGCAGUAGUGCCAAUGAAGUUAUUGAUCACAGUAAGGAGCAAAAGUCAACCAUUUCUGUUGUAGGGCUUGCACAACUGGAUAAGAAGGAAGAAAUGGAAGUUGAAGUCCCUACAGAAGCAAGUUUAUCAGACCUGAAGGAGUGCUCACAAGUGGCAAGGAAGCUAGGUUCUGUUUCUAAAGGUCUUCUUUUCGAAUUUGAAAAAGGUUCAUCUCAUGAUUGUGCUGCGCAAAUGCUCAGUGAGACAGCUGAUCAGUCAGUGUCCUUGGUGGAGGCUUGUGGUACAGAAAGCCACAGUGAGAAAGCGGUGGUGGCUGAAGAAGUUAAUCAAGUUUGCUCGGAGGCUCUGGAAGUAGAGCCUGUUCCCUGUGAACCUAGUGUAAAAGAGGGUGAUGUUCCUGAAGCAGUAGCUAUCAAACAACAUAAUGAAAUGACGGAAAAAGGUCACAAAGUGGCACCAUUAUAUGCAGCUGAUGCUUCAGCUGACCAUCAAGUGCCCUCUGAUCUUGACCGCCCAUCUGAGUGUGGUGCUAAUCGCAUGCUUGAAGAUGGAGGAAGCUCUGCCGAAUCUGAUAAGCCUAGUUGUGAUUCACCCACUGCUUUUAGUUUCACCGAGCUUUCUCAAAGCGAAAAAAACAAGCAAGAGGGGCUCAAGGGGGUGGUUGCUGAGAAAACUGGUGUGGUUUCCCUGAAUCAGAAAGAAAAUGACUCCUCGAGAGAAGAAAGGGGCUUUACCUUUGAGGUCAGUCCAGCGGUGCAUAUCUCUGAGGGAGAAACUGGCAAGAUUGUGGAGGGAUCACCGUUAACAUCUGCUGCCGGGAAAAUGGAUCCUAAGAUGGUGCAGGAAAUUUCUUGUGGAAGUCCUCAAGCACUUGACGAGGGAAUUGUCAGUGGAAGUGCCAAAGAUACCUCUGAGAGGAAAAGAAGGCGAGCAACUGGAAAGGCAUCUGCAAAAGGCAACUCAAAAAGAGGAAACAAUGCGAAUGAAAUCACCCUUGUGAGACUGUCAGAAAGAGGGACCAAGUCAUCCAAUAGGUCCAAGAGUCCCUCUGGGACCAGCCAGCUUGUGCAAUUCGAAGAGUUGAAGUCCUAUGGGAAUCUUGAACACAGUGGCCCAAAACCAUCUGUUGUCAUCUCUAUUCCAACUUGCAAUCUACCAGAUUUGAACACUUCAGCUCCUUCGUCUGCAUUGUUUCAACAACCUUUCACCGAUUUACAACAAGUGCAAUUGCGAGCGCAAAUAUUUGUUUAUGGAUCUCUUAUACAAGGAGCAGCACCAGAUGAGGCUUGUAUGAUUUCGGCCUUUGGGCCAUCUGAAGGUGGGAGGAGUCUUUGGGAUCCUGCAUGGUGUGCUUGUGUGGAGAGGCUCAAUGGUCAGAAAUCCCAUGCCAACAAUUCUGAACCCCCUGUGCAAUCACAUUCAGGUGCUAGAGUUCCUGAUCAACCAACUAAACAAAGUUCACUGCAAAAUAAAUCUCUUUCUUCAUCUAUUGGUCGAGCUAGCAGCAAGGCUUCUCCACCAACUGUUGUGAAUCCCGUAAUACCCCUUUCGUCACCUCUUUGGAAUGUAUCGACCCCUUAUUCUGAAGGUUUGCAAUCAAGUCGCGGGAUGCUUUUUGAUUACCAUCAGCCUUUAUCUCCCUUGCAUCCUUUUCAGACUGCACCUAUUCGGAAUUUGGCUGGACAUAACUCUUGGAUAUCUCAGGCCCCAUUUCCUGGUCCUUGGGCUACUUCUCCACAAACUUCUGCCUUUGAUUACAGUGCUCGUUUUUCUGCAUUGCCUUUUACAGAAACUGUAAAAUUAACUCCUGUCAAAGACUCUGGCAUAAAGCAUGUGGCACCUUUUUCUGUGGCUCAGACUGGGAAUCCAAGUGUUCUUUCUGGGACCUCUUCUCCACAAGAAGUGAAGAAGGUGACAGUGUCACCUGGGCAACCUUCUACUGAGCCAAAGACUAGAAAGAGGAAAAAGGCUUCUGUUUCUGAGAAUCUGGGCCAGAUCUCUCUGCUUGCUCAAACUCGGUCAGAAUUGAUGUCUACCCCUGUGGCUAGUAAAAAGGUUUCCGUUUGUGAGGGUACUGGACAGAUCUCUUUGCUUGCUCAAACCCAGACAGAAUCAGUAUGUGCUCCUUUUGUUACUGGUCAUUUUUCUACAGCAGUUGCUGUCACAGCUUCUUCAUGCUUUGCAUCUAAAAGCAGUUCCAGUAAAUGUCUUAUAGCUGCAUCUCCUACAUCUUCCACUGAUCAUCCAAAAAAAGAGGAUCAGAAUCUGGAGAAGAGGGUUACAAUUUCAGAGGAGACUUUUACUGAGGUUGAGAAGGCUAAGUUACAAGCAGAGGAUGCUGCUGCUUAUGCUGCUACUGCAGUUAGCCAAUGCAAAGGUGUAUGGAAUCAGUUGGACAAUCAGAAGAAUUCUGGAAUGAUUUCAGAUGUUGAAGCUAAGUUAUCUUCUGCAGCUGUUGCAAUAGCAGCCGCUGCUUCUGUGGCAAAGGCGGCAGCUGCAGCUGCCAAGAUCGCAUCAAAUGCUGCAGCACAAGCAAAACUAAUGGCUGAUGAAGCAUUGGCCCCAAGUGGAACAGGCAAUGCUGUGCAAUCUAAUGCAAUGUCUCAUCUCAAUGUUGUGAAAAAUUUCGGGACAGCUACUCCUGUAUCCAUUUUGAAGAGUGGGGAUGAAAGCACUUCUUCCAGUUCAAUCAUUGUUGCUGCAAGGGAAGCUGCUAGGAGGAGGGUUGAAGCUGCUUCAACUGCCUCAAGGCAUGCAGAAAAUCUUGAUGCUAUAGUAAAAGCUGCUGAACUGGCAGCAGCAGCUGUAUCACAAGCAGGAGCAAUUGUUGCUAUGGGCGACCCUUUGCCUCUGAGGGAGUUGGUAGAGGCGGGUCCAGAGGGCUAUUGGAAAGUUCCCCAGGUAUCUUUUGAUCAAGCAGUGAAAUCAAACAAUGCAUAUAGAGAUCAAGCGAAUGUAAAUAUUGCUGAAGAGGGUCCUAGUAUGUAUGCUAGACAACCUUUCAAUCAGGGGAUGCAGACCACAAACCCUGGUAUGCCACCUCGUCCAAAAGAGGUUUCUAGGGAUUUGAUGGAAAGCAAUGUGAGGUUGGUGGAUGGCAUCUCGGGCUCUGUUACUAGCGGUCAGAGGGAUUCAAGAGGACAAAGGGCUCAUAGAGCUUCCACCUUGGCCAAAACCAUUGGGGUAGUUCCGGAAUCAGAGAGUGGAUUAGGAUCUACUUCUGUAUCUGUUGAGGAUGAAUUUGAAAAUGUGACAGGGACGUUGAAAGAUAACAUCAUCAGGGAGGGUUGUCUUGUUGAGGUUGUCAAAGUAGGUGGUGAUGGUAAACUAGCCUGGUUCCCAGCCAAUGUACUAAGUUUGAAGGAUGGAAAAGCAUUUGUCUGUUACACUGAACUGCACUCAGAUGAAGGGUCAGGGAAGCUAAAGGAAUGGGUACCACUUGAAGGUGAUGGCAAAAAGUCGCCCGGAAUUCGUAUUCCCCACACUAUGACUAGUGUUCGUGUUGACGGAACAAGGAAGAGGCGCAGAGCACCUGCGAGGGAUUAUUCUUGGUCUAUUGGAGAUAGAGUUGAUGUGUUGAUGCAAAAUUGCUGGCGUGAAGGAGUGGUCACAGAAAAGAAUGAGAAAGAUGAAACUACACUGACUGUCCAUUUUCCAGUUGAAGGAGAAACAUCAGUUGUUAGAGUAUGGCAUCUUCGACCAAGUCUUGUGUGGAAGGAUGGGGAAUGGAUUGAUUGGUCUAUUUUAAGAGAGCACUGUUCUGCCCAGGGUGAUACACCACAGGAAAAGAGAUUAAAGCUGGGUAGUCCUGUUGUAGAGGGCAAAGCAAAGGAUAAGAUGUUAAAAAAUAUGGAUCUAGAAGAAUCAGAAAAACAUGAGGAAUCAAGAUUACUACCAUUGGCCAACAAUGAAAAAAUAUUCAAUGUUGGUAUGAAUACUAGAGAUGAGAAUAAGCCUGGCGCACCAAGAACAAUGAGGAGUGGUUUGCAGAAAGAAGGAUCAAGAGUGAUUUUUGGUGUUCCAAAACCUGGAAAGAAAAAGAAAUUUAUGGAAGUAAGCAAACAUUAUGUUACAGACAGGGGUAAUAAGAAUAAUUUGGCAAAUGAUUCAGUUAAGCUUGCAAAAUACCUGAUGCCGCAAGGGUCAGGAUCCCGGGGAUGGAAAAAUAGUUCUAAAAUUGAUGCCAAAGAAAAACAAGCGGCUGAGUUCAGACCGAAGGUUCUUAAGUCAGGAAGACCACUUGGUGUUUCAGGUAGGACAUUACCUCAGAAGGAUAACAUCUUGGCCACCCAAGUAUCUGCUCCAAAUAAUGCCACCAUAACAGAUGUUAUAGUCAAGGAUGCUAUUAGCAAUGAAGAAAGUGAGUCCGGCCAACAGAACCUAAGGGAAUUUAGAUCUUUUUCUAGCACUGAGGAGGCAACUGAAGGCCCAAUUUUAUUUUCUUCGGCAGCUCUUCCACCUGAUGCUCCAUUUAAAAAAGUGUCCACUUCAAAUGCCAAAUCUGAGCGACAGAACAAAGGAAACCUUGCACCAGGUGGUGGCAAGUCGGGUAAAGUUGAAGCGAAGGACAAAUUAGUUCCUGAAGUUGCUGAGCCCCGUAGAUCUAAUCGCAGAAUUCAGCCAACGUCAAGGCUACUAGAAGGAUUGCAAAGCUCUCUGAUCAUCUCAAAAAUUCCUGCUGCUUCACAUGACAGAAGUCAGAAAAGCCAGAACAGGGGUACUUCUAAAGGGAAUAGUCAUGAUUGA
Ilex paraguariensis (yerba mate) is the source of this 6565-nucleotide messenger RNA. The record is from the annotation of a GenBank genome assembly. NCBI's taxonomy places the organism in Eukaryota, Viridiplantae, Streptophyta, Magnoliopsida, Aquifoliales, Aquifoliaceae.